GGUAGGUUGGAUCGUCAGUUAGCCAGUGGAAUUGAUGAACGCUUCUUUGAUAUAAAUAAGAUAGCUGAAGAGGCUCGUGACAAACAAGUGAGAAAGCUCCAAGGUUAGUUACAAUGAAGCAACGAAAGGAAGAAAGUGAUGUUUAUGAAUCAAAGGUAGUGGUGGUUCCACUUCCAAGGUCACCACCCCCACUUCCAAAAUUUCGCGUCUUCUCAACAACAAGAAGACCAGAAGAGAGUGUGACAAAGCGAGAAAUUGCCACGUUUUGGAGGCAAAAGAGGAUUGAGGAGGAGGACCAUUUCCUUGCUGCUAUCAAAGCUGCUGCUAGACUCCGUGCACGCAAUCUCACGAAGGAAGAGUACGAGAGCUUCGAGUUGUCCUUGAAGAGUGAUGAUGAAGUCAAGGAAGAGAGGGUCAAAUGGAUUGAAGGGACAAAUGAUUAUUGCAAAACAGUUGCCAGUGACAAGGAAGUGCGCGUCGGAAUAAAAGAUUGGUGGACAAAAAGCAAAUAUGCAUAUUUGAAUCAACCAGCCAUAGAUUUCAUGGAUCCUCCUAAGAAACGAACCUCUACUUAUGUUCCUAAUUGUCUUUCGUACCGGCCCAAGCCUUUGUAUCCUACUGCUAUUGGUGUCUUUUAAGCCACGCGCCAUUCCACUGUUGUUGUUACACCUGUUAGUUUCCAUGUGCAUGUUUUCAUUUGUCA
Molecule: messenger RNA, 703 nt
Organism: Abrus precatorius (Indian licorice)
Lineage: Eukaryota; Viridiplantae; Streptophyta; Magnoliopsida; Fabales; Fabaceae
Exons: 3
Coding region: 114-638 (174 amino acids)
Source: RefSeq, a predicted model, not a curated record